AUGCAUCUUCGGCCUGUAGCGCCAUUCAUCACGGGCGUGUUAUCUCUCUACACCAUCUCCGCAACAGCAACCCAGGUAGACCUCUCACAGUAUGUGAAUCCACUAAUCGGCUCCGAAGGCCCCGAGCCAGGAACAUCAUUCGGAGGGGGCGAUAUAUUUGUGGGCGGUGCACUGCCAUUCAGCGUGGCCAAGGUUGGGAUUGGCUCGACAGCCGCAAACUGGAACACCGCUACUCUGAAUGGCGGGUGGACUCCCGAUGGGAAUGUCACGGGUAUAAGUAUGAUGUAUGAGAGUGGAACCGGCGGUUCGCCAAAGUAUGGGCUAGUCUCGCAGAUGCCGUUGACGUAUGUGGGCUCGCCGGUCAACGUGCUUGAUAAUUUGACAUACAGUCAGCCGAGAGUGGGUAAAGAUAUCGCUAAAGUGGGAUAUUUCAUGACUCAUUUGGAGAAUGAAAUUACGGUAGAAUCGUCGGCGUCGCGCCAUGCUGGAAUCAUAGAGUUUUCUUUCCCAGAUGGGGAGAGACACAUCCUUGUAGAUAUUUCCCAUUAUCUCCCUAGUAACGCUGGUGAUGCGAAUGGCCAAUUUUUUGCUGGAGGUGAGAUUCAGAUGGAAGCCGACGGCAAGGCGUACAGUGGGUAUGGAACAUAUGUUGGGGGCUGGAAUAAUGGUGCCCCAUUCACUGUGUACUUCUAUGGAGAAUUUUCCAAGUUCCCAGACAGUUCGCAGACAUUCUCUGGCGCGAACACAGAUCACAUGCCACGAUAUCAAAAUUUAGGCAAUGGUGGCAUGAGUGAGCCAAAAUUCAGAAACACAUCGAGCAAAGUCACAUCCGGACCUAUGAACAAACGGAUUGGGUUGCUGUUGAGCUGGAACGAUGGCCCUGCCUCACACGUUACCUCGCGUGUCGGUAUCUCGUCUAUGUCCACUGACCGGGCUCGUUCAUAUAUACAAGCAGAGAUUCCCUCGCGGAAACUGAAUGACACAGUAGCUGCUGCUGUCAAGGAGUGGAAUGAAAAUAUCUUCGAUAAGGUUCAAGUGUCGCUGGAUGACUCUGCCAACAUGACUCAUGUCAGGUUGCUGUAUAGCUCUUUGUAUUUCAUCCAUCUGAUGCCUUCCGACCGAACGGGGGAGAAUCCUUUGCACUCUGGAUACAUGCCAGAAGGGCGUUCGGGAAACUGGAACGGACUAGUUCAAGGUGGCUCUGAUGCAGAUAAAGUGCUAGCAUAUGCUUAUGUUAAAGGACUGAGAGGCCCAAUCAACUGGACGGAAGGAAUACUCUUUCGUCAUGCCUCACGAUGUGAGGACUCUCAUCGAAUUCAUGGGAGGCCCAAGACUUUCGAAUCUCGACUGGACCUGAUGUUCAAACCAAACAUGUCUGUUCAAAAUCUUAGGGCAAAUGGCACCGGCAUUACCACAUUGAUGAAUAUUGGAAACGAACCUGACUUCGCCACGCCCUAUCUUUACAACUACAUCAACAAGCAAGCCAAGAGUGUUCACCAGUCACGCAGCCUGGCUACUCAAUACCCGUAUAUCUUCUCUUAUCGCCGUGAUCCCCGGAUCUAUCUCAACAUGACGAUCAAUGGAAAUAAGACACUGCGCAUCUCCGCAACCGAUUUAGAGAGCGGGUACUACGUGCAGAGUGUCAAGAUAAAUGGCAAACAGUGGGAAAAGAACUGGUUCAAGCACGACGAGAUUAUGACGACUGGUGGCACGAUUGAAUUCGAGCUUGGGGAGAAUGCAAAGGCAUGGGAGACUGGGGAUGUUCCGCCUUCUCCCGGACACGUGCGAUUGAACAGGGAUUAG
This is a messenger RNA of Penicillium robsamsonii, 1803 nucleotides long. RefSeq lists its product as uncharacterized. Gene Ontology annotation, molecular function: peptide-N4-(N-acetyl-beta-glucosaminyl)asparagine amidase activity; carbohydrate binding. Lineage: Eukaryota; Fungi; Ascomycota; Eurotiomycetes; Eurotiales; Aspergillaceae. Gene Ontology annotation, biological process: protein quality control for misfolded or incompletely synthesized proteins; protein deglycosylation; glycoprotein catabolic process. Gene Ontology annotation, cellular component: cytosol; nucleus. The coding region runs from base 1 to 1803 and encodes 600 amino acids. The transcript has 9 exons. The record is from RefSeq and is a predicted model, not a curated record.